UUUAUUCCUAGACAUCUCAGCCAGCUGCUUCCUUUCGCCGUGGGAGUCUUGCUGCAUUAAGUUUUACCCGAGUUUGUAUCAUUAACAAGCCACUGAGCAUUAUUGCUUUUGUGCUUCCCGGCUAGCAUCAUUUUCUGCCUUUUUACUGAAGUGGGUCGGUGCAAUACAUUUUAUGUGAGAUUGUUACCAAAAGCUUGUGCAUUCGGUUGCUGACUUGUAAUUGACGAGGCCCUUCUUACCAUGUGAUUUUCCUGUCGUCAUUUGCCGCGUAUACUUGGGAAUUGACGAUGGCCUCAGGGAAAUUAAAAAACCACUAAUAGGGAACGUUCGGUCGCAGUGGCCACGUGAAGGCAUAUGCCUCACAGUGAUAUGAGCAGGCAUGGGAAAAAUCUCCUCCAAUCUUCUGCUCCCCUCGCAUGUGAGGAGCAUGGCAAAGUUAUCGUGUACAUGGACCGUGUCGAUAGGUCACUUUACGCCCUUUUAAUAAUGGGAUUUGUUUGCUAGCUGAAGGUCAAGGGAUUCGUGUUGGGUUCCAUCAUUUAGGCCAUGGUGGGGUCAGCUUUGCAGGUGCUGUGGGCCCCAGUAUGCAUAGGUUUUUGGGGGGGUGGCAACCCCUAGGAAGAUGAUCCCACCCCCCUCCUGCGUUGCAGGAAUAACUUUGUGAAGAGAAUGGUGAAAGAAAGGACAUGAAAAUAGCUUGAAGGAUCUCGUGAUUGUCCACAACAUUGGCUGCAAAAGCAACCCAGCAGCACCAUCACCACCACCACCACCACCACCACCACUGGGAGCCUUGCCUUAUAAGUGACCCUAACCAAAAACCAAUAAUCACGCAUAUCUCUGGGCAAGGUUCUAGGGCCGAGGUAAAUAUCUGUUAUGUCAUUUGUGCUCGCAAAGAUUCUCCAAAUAUUCGGAUUGCUUAAUGGAUCUUCUCCUGCCUGGAUGUUGUGAAGUACCCGCACCAGGGAUAACGUGAUCCGAUGCCUAUUGCUCUGCUCCUUUGCAGUAGAAAGCAAAAGGGGUUAAUCAAAGAUUAGAUCUUAACCACAUCAAUAGGCAAAAUAGGCUCUGGCCAGUGCUUAUUCCAAUCAAGAGGACUGUCCAUUUCUUUAUAAAUCUUAAAGAAGCGGAAUGAUGGGCAAUGUGGCGCCAUUUUGAGUGAGUACUAGUCAUCCAAGUUACCAGCCCAAUUUAUAAAAUGCAUGCGAGUAGAAAAUUAAAUGAAUAUGUUGAACUUCCAAAAAGUUAUCUCUGGCUUCAGCAAUUGAGGCUGCACUGCAGUGGGAAUUUAUUCUCAUUUUUUGAAUCUAAUUACUGAGUUCAAUGAAAGAAACUUCAACAAAAGGAUACCUAAAAUUAAUCUAUGGUCUUGACUUUUUUCUUUCUAUUCAAUCUACCCUGAAUUCUAUUCGAGGCUUCGGAGCACCGUUAAGAAAGGAAUAAGGGAAUUCUACAGUUAAAGGAAAACAUCAAAUUCCUUCUUAAUCUAGAAGUAGCAACAAUAAAGUAAGGAUUAAAUAACCACUGGAAGUGUUUGAUUAGUUUGGCUGAGUCCCAAGAUGAAGGUUCAUCAUGAAUGCUCCAAUGCCCGAUUCGGCUUGUUUAUGUUUCCAGCAACAAUCUAAGCAAAAGCGUUUUCUCAGGAGAUGCUGUUUCUUUCUGUCUGUUUAUCUUCUUGUCAUAGUUACCACGGUAGGGGUGGGUGGAUUGACUGUUGUAUUCGUUUUGAAGCCUCAAAAGCCGGUAUUUUCUAUUCAAACCAUAAGAUUAGAUGCUUACAAAUUGAAUGUUUACUCCAAUUCAACCCUGUUUGUUUCGUCUGUUGCAUCUUUGAUCUUAAAUGCUAGCAAUCCUAACAAAAUUGGCCUAAGCUACAGCCCUUCGAGGUUUCAACUUUAUUUGGAAGGACUUCCAAUAGCAGUUAUUCGAGUUCCCAGGUUCUAUCAACCUGCUCAUAGUAACAAUGUAAGUUUGAGAACAAGGGUUUUGGUUCCUUGUGUGAAUGUUAGCCAGGUUAUGGGUGGAGGUUGGUUGCAAGAUCAGCAGGGGCAGAACAUUGUUCCAAUGAAACUAUUAGGCGAUAUUAAAGUAAACCUCCAUAUUCUACACUUAACCCUGCCAAAAAUCAAGGUUGCCCUGGAUUGUGACAUAAGUUUCGAGUAUAGCCAAUUGGCAUUCCUAAAUGAAGCUUACAGCAACAAAGCAGCUAAAAAUCCCUUUGCAUCUUUUUCAAAUGAUUCCAAAUCCUUCCUGAAGCAAUGUGCAUUGGCUAUCUACAUCUAAAAAAACCGGAGAUUUUCUUGAUAGGAAAGUUUGGUUUUUCUGAAGCUGGAAGAUUCUUGUUGAUGUGAUUUGCUAAUGGCUACAUAGCCUGACGGUCUCUUCUUCCUUAAGGAAGAUUAGGAUCCUUGCUAAUGGCUUAUAUAGGCAAUUCUGUCACCUGCCCCUCCAAAAUCAAGACAUGGAGGCAUUCGAUUCUCAAUCUUAUCAAAAAAGAAAUCAUAGGAUUCAAUUCAUCUUACAGUUUUUACAUCAAUAGCAUGAUAUGAUUAUCAGCUAGCCAUGAUGUCUUUUCAUUAUAAUUUCCAAUAUUUUUUUUUGAAAAAAAAA
This is a messenger RNA of Theobroma umbraticum, 2607 nucleotides long. RefSeq lists its product as uncharacterized. NCBI's taxonomy places the organism in Eukaryota, Viridiplantae, Streptophyta, Magnoliopsida, Malvales, Malvaceae. Gene Ontology annotation, cellular component: plasma membrane. Gene Ontology annotation, biological process: defense response to other organism. The record is from RefSeq and is a predicted model, not a curated record.